Messenger RNA from Solanum tuberosum (potato), 1236 nucleotides. Its product is annotated as U-box domain-containing protein 9-like. The record is from RefSeq and is a predicted model, not a curated record. The transcript is spliced from 3 exons. The coding region runs from base 1 to 1236 and encodes 411 amino acids. Lineage: Eukaryota; Viridiplantae; Streptophyta; Magnoliopsida; Solanales; Solanaceae. Gene Ontology annotation, molecular function: ubiquitin-protein transferase activity. Gene Ontology annotation, biological process: protein ubiquitination.
AUGGCGGAAUCGAGCGAAGAGUGCAGACGAUUGCCGGCGUCGGCAUCGGCGGAUGAACUGAAAAGAGAGUUGCAGAGAAGGGUGAAUUCUAUAAUUGAAGACGCUGAUUACAGUAUAGAAGACACUGAUGAAGCCAUGCAUUGUUUGAGUGCUCUAAAAGAGUUGAAAGUGAGACCUACUCCACCCCUUGAAUAUCUUUGCCCACUCUCUCAUCAGCUUAUGAAAGACCCUGUUGUUCUUGCUUCUGGACAGACAUAUGACAGACUAUUCAUUGAAAAGUGGCUCAACAAAGGUAGUCGAACCUGCCCUGAAACAAAGGAGGUUCUCCCCCAUUCAGAUCUCAUCCCAAAUCUUCUAAUGAGAAAACUUAUUUCACUCUGGUGCAACGACCAUGGAAUCGAGCUGCCUGAUAAGGAGGAGCAGGGUAUAAUCCCAGAAUCAGACCGAUAUCAUUUCAAUUCACUGCUUGACACAUUGUCAUCUAAUGAUGAUGUUCUGGAGAAGAUGAAGGCUGCAAAACUAGUUUGUAUUCUAACUAAACGCUUUCCACCUCUACGGGCUUUUUUUGAAGAGGACAGUGUUGCUGUUACCAAAUUGCUAGAACCUCUAAUGUCUGGAAAUGUGAAUGAUCAUCCUAAACUACAAGAAGAUUUGAUCACAACAGUUAUGAACAUCUCAUUACAUGACCCCAAUAAAAAGCUUAUAGCAACAAAUCCUAUUGUCAUUCCUUUACUUGUUGAGUCUUUGAAAUUCGGAACACUUGAAACAAGAAGCAACUCUACUGCUGCUCUCUGCACACUAUCAUCACUUGAGUCAAACAAGUGUAUUAUAAUGAAGGCAGGUGCUCUCGAGCCUUUAGUCAAACUCCUGGAUGAAGGACCACUGUUGGCCAUGAAAGAUGCUGCUGCAGCAAUUGUUAGUCUCGGUGUUGUCAAAGAAAAUAGGUCUAUAGCUGUUUUUGAAGGAGCAGUAAAGGUGAUCAUGAAGAAGAUCACCGAUCGCAUACCCGUUGAUGAAUUUAUCAUUAAGGAGGACACAAGUGAUAAAAGCAAGGAGCACUGCAUCGCGAUUCUUCACACACUGUGUUAUAAUGACAGAACAAGGUUGCAAGAGAUGUGGAGAGAUGAGAGUGUUAAUGGGACUAUAGCUAAUCUUGCCCUAAACGGGACCACUAGAGCCAAGAGGAAGGCGAAAGAAAUCGUUGAGCAGAUUGACAAAUAUUUCUCUGGUAGUUGA